UUUCUUACUUUGUCACAAAAUUAAUGUUAUCUUAUUAGAUUAAAAUCGUACGCAAAUCCACGUGCCAGCAUUUGUGUACCAUUUGUAAAGCACUCCAUCAACGCUUGAUUUUUAUCACCUCCCGGAUCUCAAUAUUUUUGUCAACUGUCCAAAAAACGCGGGAACUCGUGUAAACUUUUUAAAAAUUCACGUCACCGACGGCCAGUGCGUUGAGUCCUAAAAAAGGAGGUCUGAAUCAUCGGAUCGGCCACAAUAAAAUAACUCGGCGAACAAUUAGUACAAACAGUCGAACAAUGAUGCCAAUCGUCUCGAGCGAACUAAAUCUACUUUUGGAUGACUUUUGGUAUGUGAGACGCGUCACAGUGCGAAUGUCAUUGGAUUUAUAAAUACGAUACAGCUCCAGAAAUAGGUAGCUACAGGUUUUCCAGGCGUACGAACGAAAAUAAAGUACCCUGGAUCCGUUAAACAAUAUUAUUGUCUCGGCCGGUUGGGUGGCGUUGAAUAGUGAGUGUUUUAGUCUUUCGCUUUGCUUUUCUCCCUAUUUUUUUAUUGUGACGCUAUGGAUGACGAUGAAAUUCAACAAUUCUCAUUGCGCUGGCAUAAACACCAGAACAGCGUGAUAGGGGCCCUGGGUCGCAUGCUGAGCACAGGAGCCCUGACUGACGUGACCCUCAGCGCCAGCGGGACCUCCGUGAAGGCACAUAGGCUGGUCCUGGCGUCUUGCAGCCAGUACUUUGCGCAGCUUUUUAAGGAGUUAGACACAGAGAACAACACAGUGGUGGUGGUUCUCGGCUGCGAGGCGGCGGAGCUGAGGCUGCUGCUUACCUUCAUGUAUACGGGAGAGGUGACGGCUUCCAAGAAGAUCCUGCCUUCGCUGCUCAGGCUCGCGCAGACCUUGAAGGUUUCGGGGCUGACUGAUGCUGACACGAACUCUACACUAACACCCACGGAUACCGAUGCAACUCCAGAAACCGAGCAACCGCCGUCACCAGUCAACUUAGAACUCAAAAGCGACCAGAACUCCAACUUCAUCGUCAACGAAAAUUCCAACAGCAGCUCCAAACAGAACUUCGAUGACGUCAGAUCACCGACAAACGAUAUAAAAGACUCAAUAGUGAAUAGUAGCAACGAUUUUAUAAGAAACGAGAAGGAUAGACUUAGUAAAUUAGACCAGAUAGUCCAGAAUUUGUACAGCACGCAUAAAAUUGGGAAUCCAACCGUUCCUGUUAGUCCGACUACGAAUGCUCCAGAUACCGAGCCGUACGACAGAAAAUGGCGCCUAAACAGCUCAGUGUGCACGAUCUGCCACAAGCGGCUCAGCAACCAGUACAACCUGCGCGUGCAUAUGGACACGCACGCGGGCCGCCGGCACGCCUGCGCCGCCUGCAGCCACGUGUCGCGCUCGCGGGACGCGCUCAGGAAACACGUGGCCUACAGGCGAUGGCAGUUGAACAGCUCAGUGUGCACGAUCUGCCACAAGCGGCUCAGCAACCAGUACAACCUGCGCGUGCACAUGGACACGCACGCGGGCCGCCGGCACGCCUGCGCCGCCUGCAGCCACGUGUCGCGCUCGCGGGACGCGCUCAGGAAGCACGUGGCUUACAGCUCAGUGUGCACGAUCUGCCACAAGCGGCUCAGCAACCAGUACAACCUGCGCGUGCACAUGGACACGCACGCGGGCCGCCGGCACGCCUGCGCCGCCUGCAGCCACGUGUCGCGCUCGCGGGACGCGCUCAGGAAGCACGUGGCUUACAGGCGAGUCAUUCUCUCUCUCUCUCUCUUUCUUUAG
Ostrinia nubilalis (European corn borer) is the source of this 1789-nucleotide messenger RNA. RefSeq names its product zinc finger and BTB domain-containing protein 24. Gene Ontology annotation, biological process: regulation of transcription by RNA polymerase II. Lineage: Eukaryota; Metazoa; Arthropoda; Insecta; Lepidoptera; Crambidae. Gene Ontology annotation, molecular function: protein binding. The transcript is spliced from 7 exons. Bases 560 to 1789 code for a protein of 409 amino acids. Gene Ontology annotation, cellular component: nucleus. The record is from RefSeq and is a predicted model, not a curated record.